Olea europaea var. sylvestris is the source of this 981-nucleotide messenger RNA. RefSeq names its product acid phosphatase 1-like. Lineage: Eukaryota; Viridiplantae; Streptophyta; Magnoliopsida; Lamiales; Oleaceae. The record is from RefSeq and is a predicted model, not a curated record. Gene Ontology annotation, molecular function: acid phosphatase activity. The transcript has 3 exons. The coding region runs from base 48 to 839 and encodes 263 amino acids.
CCAAAUUUCAUUAGAUUUCAUGUCAAGACUUCACACAUUUUUCAAAGAUGAGGUUGGCUGCAGUACUUUUGUUUUUAGCAACUGCAUUUGCAACUUGUCAAGCAGAUGGCUAUAUAGAGCAAGUGACCCAAGACAUCCAUCUCCUCCGACCUCGAAUGGGUGCUGCUGGAUAUCUGCUUCAAGGCGUUAACUGCCUCAGUUGGCGUCUUGCGGUGGAAACAAACAACAUUCGCAAUUGGAAACUAGUGCCCGAGAACUGUGAACAGUAUGUUGGUCAUUACAUGCUAGGCAAGCAAUAUCGUAAAGAUUGCGAAAUUGUGGCAAACACUGCAAUUGAAUAUGCCAAGAACCUCACUCUCGCCGGUGAUGGAAAGGAUAUUUGGAUCUUUGAUAUUGACGAAACCACACUAUCUAAUUUGCCAUAUUAUGCUCGAUCUGAUGUGCUAUUUGGGGCAUUACCAUACAACAACACAAAAUUUGACGAAUGGGUUGCGGAGGGAAGAGCGCCACCAGUUCCAGGGUCCGUGCGUCUAUAUCGAACACUGGUGUCUCUCGGGAUUAAGAUUGUCUUUUUAAGUGGAACAGCUGAAAGAUUCAGAGAGAUUAGGACUUCUAAUCUAAAAGAAGCUGGCUAUUAUAUUUGGGAAAAGCUCAUUCUCAAGGGAGAAGCUGAUCAGGGGACCUCUGCAUUGGUGUACAAAUCCAAGAGGAGAACAGAAUUAGUGAAUUCUGGAUAUAGAAUUCUUGGAAAUAUGGGAGACCAAUGGAGUGACAUACUUGGGGAUAAUUCCGGUGAUCGAACUUUCAAAGUGCCCGAUCCAAUGUAUUACAUUGGUUGAGUAGUGAUUUUAAUAGUGUACUCUUAUGUCAAGUUUUCUCGUACCGUACCGUCCCACUAAGUAUUGGAAUAUACGCAGAGCCUUCUUCAAUUUUAAUUAUUAAUAAAAUGAUGUCAUGCUUGACAUAAGUUGUGCGUUCUUA